AUAUAUAUUUUUAUGUAAAAGUUUGUAAAUAUCAAGCGAAAAAUUGAAAAUAUACAAUUGGAAAUAUAUUGUUGUAAAAGAUGUCUGCCUUUUUCUUUUACACUUUGUUUUAUAUUCUAAUGUCAGGAUGUAUUAUAUAUCCACCUACAGAAUUCGUGUUAGCCGGUUUCACAGUAAAAGACAUAUUUUCAAAUUGGUUAGGCAGUGAAAAUGAAUUUUUUGUACAGUAUCACAUAAAAAGAAGUGUCAUUACAUUAUUUGUACACUCUAUACUGCCUUGUGGUUAUGCCUUUGGUUUAAUUCUGUUUGGACACAUAGACAAUAUCAGUGUAAUACUAAGUCAUGUCAAUUUAUGGUCAAUAUUUCUUGCUUGUUCUAUAUUGGUGCCGGUAUAUACUUUAUCUAAAAUUUUAAUAUGGUCAAUGAAUAAUUGGAAAAAACAUCCUAUAGCAAAGAAUCUUGCAGUUUAUUCUAACAAUAGUGAUAAUAACAUAUGGACUACAAUAGCUCCUGAUAUUAAUGUAGAAUAUCAAAGAAUAGAUAAAGUAAUACUUACAACAAAUAGUAUAACAUGUGUAAUAGUCACUGACAAUUGGAUAAUUAAAGUUCUACCUUAUAAAAUAAUGGUUGCUCAUCAGAGUGAUACAGCUUUAAUAGUUAACAGAAGUGAUACUCAUGAAAUGUCACCUACGACAAGAGGAGAAGUUCAGUUUAUCAAUAUAGAGGUAAAACCUACUAGAGCAGGAUCACAACCAUUUGAUAUACGAUUGAAUGUAUUUGAUUUUAAAAAUUUACAAGAUAAAGUUUCUCGUCCAAUUGUUAUAUUACAAAACAUAACGUUUCACAAAACUUUACUUGAUAAAUUCAUUGAUAAUUUUAAACAACAAGUACAAGAAAAUCCACGUUAUGAAUAUGCAGAAGAAUUAAAUCAAUGUAUAGGAUGUAUGCAAGCUUCAUCAAAUAUAAAAUUACAUAAACAAUGUAGUAGUGGUAUAGGAAGUGGAAAUUCUGAAGACUGUAUGAAAUGUUAUUGUCGCCCAAUGUGGUGCAUAGAUUGUAUGGCAAAAUGGUUUGCAUCAAGACAAGACGAAGAGGCACCUGAAACGUGGUUAUCAUCUAAAUGUACUUGUCCAGUGUGUAGAGCACGAUUUUGCAUUUUAGAUGUAUGCCUUAUACAGUUGAUUUAAAUAUAAUAUUUCAAUAUGUGAUUAUAUUUUUGAAGUUACCUUUGUUAUAAAAAAAUAUUUUAUCUAAUAGAAAUAAUAAAUAAUACUAAUAAUAUAAAAAUCA
This is a messenger RNA of Frieseomelitta varia, 1290 nucleotides long. Its product is annotated as E3 ubiquitin-protein ligase TM129. The transcript is spliced from 6 exons. Gene Ontology annotation, cellular component: membrane; endoplasmic reticulum. Gene Ontology annotation, molecular function: ubiquitin protein ligase activity. Gene Ontology annotation, biological process: protein ubiquitination. NCBI's taxonomy places the organism in Eukaryota, Metazoa, Arthropoda, Insecta, Hymenoptera, Apidae. The coding region runs from base 81 to 1187 and encodes 368 amino acids. The record is from RefSeq and is a predicted model, not a curated record.